UAUAUAUUGUAAAUUAAAGCUUCUUGGUUAUAGGGUUAGAAGGAGAGAGAAUGGCUACUAUACAAGAUGAAGGAGACGCAAUAAAGCUAGUCUACAAGGCAUCAGUUGCGGGGUGCGUAUCUACCUUAAACGAAUUGAUCGAAACAAGCCCACUCAUUCUUAGAAAGUUUUCUUUGACUACUUUCACUGAAACUCCCUUGCAUGUAUCUGCUUUGCUCGGCCACCAUGACUUUACCAGAACCCUUCUCACUCAUAAUCCCAACCUCGCGAAGGAGUUGGACUCUUUCAGACGCUCACCUCUCCACUUGGCUUCUGCCGAGGGCCACGAGGAGAUCGUUCAAGUUUUGUUACAUGCAGAUCAUGUCGAUGUCUGCUUGUUUCAUGAUCAGGAUGGCAGAAUUCCGCUUCACUAUUCAGCCAUGAGAGGACGACUUGGGGUCCUCAAGAAGUUGAUACGAGCAAAGCCAGAGUCCAUAUUUGUUUCGGUUCUGAAUAGAUCAAGAGAAACGGCUUUGCACUUGUGUGUUAAAUAUAAUCAAUUGGAGUGCUUGAAACUGUUAGUCGAACAUGUGGGUGAACAAAGAUCAGAAUUCCUCCACUCAAAAGACACUGUUGGUGGCCAGACUAUCCUGCACUUGGCUUUGGUUCUGAAGCAAACUGAGACUAUAAGGUACCUGCUUUCUAUACCUAUUAUACGAGAAGAAGCAAAUGAUGUGAUCAGAUCUUAUGUCUUGGAGCACAACUCAGGAGAUAUCAGAAAUCUUGAACUUCAACAAAUUGUGAUCGGCCACAACGAUGACCACCACCAUCAGCAACCAUUGUCAUCUGUACCGCCAGGAAUGACUAGUGCUAAUGUUCUUGACAACAAUGCAGCGGAAAAAGUGUCAAAGGCAAGGUGGAGGACCAAGCUAAUGAAAUACCUGAAUUACCCAACUGAUUGGCUGGAAGAUACCCGUGGCGUGCUGAUUGUUGUGGCCGGCAUGAUUGCAACGAUGACUUUCCAAGCUGCGGUUAAUCCACCAGGUGGUGUUUGGCAAGUAAAUAAUACGGAUUCUACAAUUAAUAGUUCUGGAAGUCCUUCCUCAACCGAGUCACAGACAUGUUACGCUGGAAGUGCAGUUUUAGCCUGUGCAACGGACUCUGGACUUGAUCACAUCUUCUUGUUGUUCAUGAAUUUCAAUACCAUCUCCUUCCUUGCUUCUUUGAGUGUUACUUUUUUACUUAUUAGCGGUUUUCCUCUCCAUAACCGGCUUUGUAUGUGGCUCUUAUCAAUGGGUAUGUGUAUCGUUCUCUCUUGCCUGGCACUAAGCUAUCUAGUUGUUGUGAUCAUGAUCAUCCCUAAUCAGGCUUUCGAGCUUUAUAGUAGUACUACUUACAAUAUUAUCAUCUACGUUUGGAUUUCGUUGGUUGGCAUGGUCGUUUUAAUCCACACACUUCGCUUUUUCAUUUGGCUGGGGAAGAGGCUGCGUCGCAGAUUCAGACAUAAUUAAGGUUCCAGUAGUGUCUCAUGAACAUGGACAGUAACACAGCAGAACCUGUGACCACCUUCAAUUCGCUUCACCCGUUGCUGUAUCUCAUCUAGUUAAGAAAACAUCAAUAAGGGCCUUGGUGUACUUAUUACAAAACGUACA
Molecule: messenger RNA, 1631 nt
Organism: Rosa rugosa (rugosa rose)
Lineage: Eukaryota; Viridiplantae; Streptophyta; Magnoliopsida; Rosales; Rosaceae
Product: ankyrin repeat-containing protein BDA1-like
Exons: 2
Coding region: 51-1490 (479 amino acids)
Molecular function (GO): protein binding
Source: RefSeq, a predicted model, not a curated record